CGUGCCGCCGCGGUGCGGGCCCGCGGGCUGCGGGAGGCGCGAGCCGCUCCCGGUGCCGUGACGGUGAGCGGCGGGAUUGUGACGCGCAGCCGGGCUGGACGUGGGCGCAGCACCAGGGACGGCUGUCGGCGGGCUCGGCGCGGCCGUUGCGGCGGUUGGAGAGCGUUGCUGUCCACCGCCUGCAGCGGGAGGUGCGAGGAGAUGCUGACAUAGAAGAGUGACAGACGCUGUUGUCCAUGCCUCAGCACUGACCCACCUCCUCAGGUACCCUGGCUCUGGAAACUGCUAUGGGAGAUUGGAUAACUGUUACAGAUCCAGGUCUGUGUGCAGAAAACAAAAAUCUCUCUCAAUAUACCUCAGAAACAAAGAUGUCUCCAUCAAGUUUGUACUCCCAGCAAGUGCUGUGUUCUUCAAUACCUUUAUCAAAGAACGUGCACAGUGUUUUCAGUGCCUUCUGCACAGAAGAGAACAUUGAACAAAGUAUUUCAUAUCUUGAUCAGGAACUGACUACCUUCGGUUUCCCCUCCCUCUAUGAAGAAUCCAAAAGUAAAGAGAUAAAGAGAGGAUUAAAUAUAGUUGCUGUUCUCAACUGUAUGAAUGAGCUGCUCGUGCUUCAGCGGAAGAACCUGCUGGCGCAGGAGAGCGUGGAGACGCAGAACCUGAAGCUAGGCAGCGACAUGGACCACCUGCAGAGCUGCUAUAGCAAGCUUAAGGAGCAGCUGGAAACCUCCAGGCGAGAGAUGAUUGGGCUGCAGGAGAGAGACAGGCAGUUACAGUGCAAAAACAGGAAUUUGCAUCAGCUACUGAAAAAUGAGAAAGAUGAGGUACAAAAAUUACAAAAUAUCAUAGCCAGUCGGGCCACUCAGUAUAAUCAUGAUAUGAAAAGGAAAGAGCGUGAAUACAAUAAGCUAAAGGAGCGUCUGCACCAACUUGUUAUGAACAAGAAGGAUAAAAAAAUAGCCAUGGACGUUUUAAAUUACGUGGGUCGGGCUGAUGGAAAACGAGGCUCCUGGAGGACUGAUAAAACAGAAGCCAGGAACGAAGAUGAGAUGUACAAACUGCUGUUGAGUGAGUAUGAAUACCGCCAGAAGCAGAUCCUGCUGGAGAACGCGGAGCUGAAGAAAGUCCUCCAGCAGAUGAAGAAGGAGAUGAUUUCCCUCCUUUCUCCCCAGAAGAAGAAGCCCAGAGAAAGAGCAGAGGACGGCACAGGCGCUGUUGUCAUCUCUGAUAUUGAUGAAGAUGCUGGAGAGCUGAGCAGAGAGAGUGUGUGGGGCCUUUCCUGUGACACUGUGCGAGAGCAGCUUACAAACAGCAUCAGAAAACAGUGGAGAAUUUUGAAAAGUCACGUAGAAAAACUGGAUAACCAAGUCUCGAAGGUACACUUGGAGGGCCUUGCUGAUGAGGACGUCAUCUCCCGACAAGACCAUGAACAAGAGACGGAGAAGCUGGAGGCAGAGAUCCAGCAGUGCAAAGAGAUGAUCAAGGCCCAGCAGCAGCUCCUCCAGCAGCAGCUGGCUACCACAUGUGACGACGACACCACCUCACUGUUGCGAGACUGUUACUUGCUGGAAGAAAAGGAACGCCUCAAAGAGGAGUGGUCCCUUUUUAAAGAGCAAAAGAAGAAUUUUGAGAGAGAAAGACGAAGUUUUACAGAAGCUGCUAUUCGCUUGGGCUUGGAGAGGAAGGCAUUCGAGGAAGAGCGAGCCAGCUGGCUAAAGCAGCAGUUUCUACACAUGACGACCUUUGACCACCAGAACUCAGAAAAUGUGAAACUUUUCAGUGCCUUCUCCGGAAGUUCCGAUCCAGACAAUCUUAUAGUGCACUCCCGGCCACGGCAAAGGAAGCCACACAGUGUGGCCAAUGGGGUGCCCGCGCGUGCAUCAAAACUGACUAAGUCUCUUCCCGCUUCACCUUCCACUUCAGACUUUUGCCAGACACGCUCUUGUGUGUCUGAACACAGUUCCACCAAUGUGCUGAAUAUAACUCCUGAAGAAACCAAACCAAAUGAGGCUGGAAGAGAAGGUACGGGUCAGAAGUGGAGUGCAGUGUCCAGACCCGGCUCGCGGGAAGGCUGCUGCAGUGGGUGCUCCUCACCCUAUACACACUCUCACGUGGCGAGAGAUGACUUAUCUUAGGUGCACGGACUGCAGUGCUUUCGCUAACGUGUGCAUCAGAGUUGACACUGAGUUAAAACAGGGUGUAUCAUAAAGUCAGCAUCUAAUUUAAGAUGGUCUGAGUUGUCUGUCUGACUUCCCUGUCUUUCCCCAAAGAGCUGAAGCGCUGAGCUAUUUCAAAGGAUGCAAAGUUUGGGUGUGUUAGUAACAGAAGCAUCUGGCUCUGUGACAGGAGUGUGUGACGUUUGGAUGGAAACAGCACUAGAAGGAGUUCCUCCUCCAGGUACUGAAAAUAGCACUUUUAGGGGCCUGGUUAGUGUAAACAUUAUAUUUGUGUCCCAAAUAUGGUUGGCAUUGGAAGUUUAGCCUUUACUUGAAUGUAUACUGUAGAUUUUUAACAAAGCAAGUUCUAUAUUUAUUAUGUUUAGUGUGAUUUUGAGAUUACCUCUUUCAUAUGUUUUACAUAAAAGUAAAAUUUAUGUCUGUACAUAAAUAUACAUGAUUAUGUUAAGAGGCUUUAAGGUUUAAAAAUUUC
Messenger RNA from Acomys russatus (golden spiny mouse), 2649 nucleotides. It is a transcript of the gene Ssx2ip, whose product is annotated as SSX family member 2 interacting protein. NCBI's taxonomy places the organism in Eukaryota, Metazoa, Chordata, Mammalia, Rodentia, Muridae. The coding region runs from base 288 to 2135 and encodes 615 amino acids. The transcript has 14 exons. The record is from RefSeq and is a predicted model, not a curated record.